AUGGUGUCACCGUCACUCUUGCGUGAAUUGGUCGACGUCUUCUUUGAUAAGGUGAGCGCCUCGCUACCCAUAUUCCAUCGACAACGAUUCUACCAUCGUUACUUCCCCACACGGGAAGUCGACAAAGCAGCGCAUCGAGAGGAACCUCUCGAGUCAGCUCUCUUGUUCAAUGGAAUCAUGGCCCUAUCUGCCCGUUUCUCACAGUCUCCACAUUUUGCAAGCAUCAACCCCUUGACAAGAGGCGAGCCGUUCGCCCGGGAAGCUCAGAAGAUAUACGCAGACGCAACCGCGGCACAGAGAGACGAGACGCCCACUCUGGAGCAUCUUCAGGGCAUCAUCCUCAUUGCUUAUUACCACUAUUCGAACAGUGCCACCUCGUUUGCGUGGACCUUGACAGGGGUUUGUGCUCGGCUCGCCUACGACCUCUCGAUUGAUAGCCUCGAUCAGAGUCUGCGGAUAGAUCCUUCAGCCUGCCAUUCGGAGGCUCCUGAAGAAUGGAUAGUUAAGGAAGAGUACCGUCGAGCGUGGUGGUCAGUCUGGGAGCUGGAUGCGUUUGCGUCUAUGGUCACGAGACGGCCACAGACGAUCGAUAACACCAGGAUGCAUGUUCUGCUCCCGGUCUCUGACCAAGCAUGGCUUCAAGGAAAGCCUGUGGCCUCUGCCUUUAUGGGCAACUCGCCAGAGACGGCCUGGAAGGCGCUCCGGUCCUGUCCCAAUCAAGACGAGAGAGCUUGGCAUCUAGUUGCCACUUGUCUCCUGGCAUCAGCCUACGAUCUGCGAGCUCGAGAUAAUGUCUCUGCUGCCGCCAAAGAUGCCAUGGAAACGACUCUCUUGUGCUUCAGCCUUGGCCUUCCCCAACACUUCACUACCAUUUCCAGCAACGUCAUCUUUGCCGACGAGACUUUCGCUGCGGGAAACUGGGCUGUCACCACGAACCUGCUGCUCCUCAGGUAG
Messenger RNA from Diaporthe citri, 954 nucleotides. RefSeq lists its product as uncharacterized. Gene Ontology annotation, biological process: DNA-templated transcription. NCBI's taxonomy places the organism in Eukaryota, Fungi, Ascomycota, Sordariomycetes, Diaporthales, Diaporthaceae. The transcript has 2 exons. Gene Ontology annotation, cellular component: nucleus. Gene Ontology annotation, molecular function: zinc ion binding; DNA binding. The coding region runs from base 1 to 954 and encodes 317 amino acids. The record is from RefSeq and is a predicted model, not a curated record.